UUUCCUCAGCUCUCUCUGCGCUGUCCUGUGCGUCUCCUUCUAUCAUCCCAGGUCUUCCCCAUACGGUGGAUUCAUGCUCAGCUCUCGCCCUCCUCGGUCGCCAUGCAGAACAACCACCAUAAGGAGCAUCUCUAUAAGAUUCUUGUGAUAGGUGAUCUCGGGGUUGGCAAGACCAGUAUCAUAAAACGGUAUGUCCAUCACAACUUUAGCCCCAACUACCGAGCCACCAUCGGCGUGGACUUCGCACUCAAAGUGCUCAACUGGGACCAGGAGACCGUGCGCCUCCAGCUGUGGGACAUUGCAGGUCAGGAGAGGUUUGGCAACAUGACCCGCGUGUAUUACCGUGAAGCCAUGGGCGCUUUCAUCGUGUUCGAUGUCACACGGCCUGCCUCCUUUGACGCUGUCACAAAGUGGAAGGAGGAUUUGGAUUCCAAACUGACACUUGCCAAUGGGAAGCAUGUAGCCACUGUGCUUCUGGCCAAUAAAUGUGACCAGGGUCGGGAUGUACUGACCAAUAAUGGAAUAAAGAUGGAGCAGUUCUGCCAGGAGAACGGCUUUGUGGGAUGGUUUGAGACUUCUGCUAAGGAAAACAUAAACAUCGAUGAAGCAGCCAACUGCUUGGUGAAGCACAUCAUUGCCAGUGAGAAAGACAUGCUCCAGUCGGAAGUCCCCGACACCAUCACGCCUCAAUUAGAAACGGACAAAGGCGGGACAUGCUCCUCUUGCUUCAGAUCCCAGUAGGACCCGAGAGUCGGACUCUCAUUACACACAGUGUUCAAGUUUGUGUGCGAGCAAGAGACCAAGGAAAAACUCCUUUGGCUGUUUUCAAGGAAGACGGUGUGGGUGCCAACUCCUUUCCAGUCUUUAAGCUUGGGUGAGGUGGGGUGGGUGUGGGUGUGAGUGUUGAGUGGAUGACAGAGAGGCAGCUGGCUCAGAAAAUGGAUGGAUUUGAGCAGAAAGAGAGAUGGGUGCAGCUGUGUGCGUUUGUCAGAGGCAAGGUCACCCUCUGAGUGACUUUAGGCCCUGACACUGCCACUUUGGUUACCAUGGAGACGCAGUUAAUGAACACAUGCACAGAAAGGCUGCAGCAAAUCACAGUAUAUCUGUACUAGAGGUGUGUGGAGGUAAUCAGUUUAUAGAAGCCACAGUUAGCUGCUUCUCGUUCUCUCUUCUCUCUUCUUUUCCUCCACUUUCCUUUUUUUCCUCUGCUUGUUUUUGAUCCCUAACCCGUACCUAACAACACUUUUUCAUGCUUUUCUCACAAGCAAGCAAAAAGCAAGUUAAGAUUUUUUUUUCCCCCGCUGACUCUCCCAGGAGAUCCCUUCUCAGUGAUAACAAGACCACAGCCACAUUGUAAGGCUUCUUCAAAUGCGGCUUCAUUUAUUUUUAAGUCUUCCUGUUCAUCCACUCGCUCCAAUAAAAUAUUGCAAAGCGGAUUAUUGCAAUUAAAGUGCCUUUUCUAACACGACAUUUUAUUUAAUAUUUGCAGUAGAUAUAUUCACUAUAUAUUAUUUAUAAGUGCCCUUAAUAGUGCACAUUUCUCUUUCCGUUCAUCACUAAUUAAGAAUUGAACUCGUUUCCAAUUUCAAUGCUUUCAAAAAUAAUACUGAAUGUUGUAUCCAUUAAUUUUAUCCAGUGGUUUUAUGUUCAAUUUCUAUCCCACUGUGAUUUUUUUGUAAUAUUUGUAAUUAUGGGAUGAAUGCAAAUAUGUAUACAAUUAUGUACAUAUUACAUAGCGCAAACUAAGACAGAU
This is a messenger RNA of Archocentrus centrarchus (flier cichlid), 1753 nucleotides long. RefSeq names its product RAB38a, member RAS oncogene family (gene rab38a). The transcript is spliced from 3 exons. The coding region runs from base 103 to 741 and encodes 212 amino acids. Lineage: Eukaryota; Metazoa; Chordata; Actinopteri; Cichliformes; Cichlidae. The record is from RefSeq and is a predicted model, not a curated record. Gene Ontology annotation, biological process: endosome to lysosome transport; phagosome-lysosome fusion. Gene Ontology annotation, molecular function: GTP binding; GTPase activity. Gene Ontology annotation, cellular component: late endosome; Golgi apparatus; lysosome.